Molecule: messenger RNA, 2055 nt
Organism: Phaeodactylum tricornutum CCAP 1055/1
Lineage: Eukaryota; Bacillariophyta; Bacillariophyceae; Surirellales; Neidiaceae
Exons: 1
Coding region: 1-2055 (684 amino acids)
Biological process (GO): fatty acid beta-oxidation
Cellular component (GO): mitochondrial fatty acid beta-oxidation multienzyme complex
Molecular function (GO): NAD+ binding; enoyl-CoA hydratase activity; long-chain (3S)-3-hydroxyacyl-CoA dehydrogenase (NAD+) activity
Source: RefSeq, a predicted model, not a curated record
AUGGCGGAAGAAGCCAAGAAACUCUGGAAGGACGAAAUUGCGUCCAACAGCGACGUGAAAGCCGUCGUAUUCUCGUCCGCGAAACCCGACAUGUUCAUUGCCGGCGCCGAUAUCUUUGACAUUAAAGCCGUCGAGAAUAAGCAGGACCUGAUUCCCUUUAUCGCCGACGGUGUGAAAUUCUUUCAAGACAUGCGAGGCAAGGGUGUCCCUCUCGUGGCCGCCAUCGACGGACCCGCCCUCGGUGGUGGUCUGGAAUGGGCGCUCUGGUGCGACUACCGUAUUUGCACGGACAGUUCCAAGACCAAAAUGGGACUUCCCGAAGUAAAGCUCGGGCUUUUGCCCGGUUUCGGCGGCACGCAGAACUUGCAUCCCGUCGUGGGCUUGCAAAACGCCAUGGAUAUGAUGUUGACGGGGAAGGAUAUACGUCCGCACCAGGCCAAAAAAAUGGGCUUGGUGGACCUGGUUGUGGCGCAGGCCUCCUUGGAACGUGUCGCGAUUGAUUCGGCGGCUGCUCUGGCCAACGGAUCGCUCAAAGCCAAGCGCAAAUCCAAAUCUAUGUUUAACAAGAUCCUCGAAGACAACUCGAUCGGGCGCAACGUCAUUUGGAACCAAAUUGACAAAAUGGUGCAAAAGAACACCAACGGCAAGUACCCGGCACCCUACGCCAUUAUCGAUUGCGUCAAAUUCGGUUUAGACAAUCCCUCACAAAAGUACCAGCAUGAACGUGAGGAAUUCGCUAAACUCGCCGCGACGCCGGAAUCGGAAGCACUUAUUGGUAUUUUCGACGGCAUGACGCAGAUGAAAAAGCACUCGUUCGGUGCUGAUGCCGCCAUUCCGGUCAAGACCGUGGCUGUCAUGGGUGCGGGGUUGAUGGGAGCCGGGAUUGCCCAAGUAACGGCAGAAAAGGGGAUCAAAGUCCUACUCAAAGACCGCAACGACGAAGCAGUCGGUCGGGGUCAAUCCUACAUGACGGAGAAUUGGAGCAAAAAGCUCAAACGCAAGCGCAUGACACAGUAUCAGUACAACCUGAAUACUUCCAACGUCACUGCACUCACCGAUGAUAGUCCGACUUGGCAACGUCAUUUCGGAAAUGCUGACAUGGUGAUUGAAGCCGUGUUCGAAGAUUUGGAUCUCAAACGCAAGAUUGUCGCCAACGUCGAAUCCGUCACCAAGGAUCACUGUAUUUUUGCCACCAAUACAUCCGCCAUUCCUAUCGCCGAUAUUGCGCAGGGCGCUUCGCGUCCGGAAAACAUCAUCGGUAUGCACUACUUCUCACCGGUACCAUCCAUGCCCUUACUCGAGAUUAUUCCACAUACCGGUACGAGUGAUACCGCUACGGCGACCGCUUUCGAAAUUGGUUCAAAGCAAGGCAAAACCUGCAUUGUGGUCAAGGAUGUCCCCGGCUUUUACGUGAAUCGCUGUUUGGGUCCGUAUUUGGUCGAAGUGUCGGCGCUCGUUCGGGACGGUGUACCGCUCGAGGCACUCGAUAAGUCGCUCAAGAAUUUCGGCAUGCCGGUGGGCCCCAUAACACUAGCCGACGAAGUCGGUAUUGACGUGAGUUCGCACGUGGCCAAGUUCUUGUCCAAUGCCGACCUGGGAGUACGCAUGGAGGGUGGUGACGUCUCUCUGAUGGAGCAAAUGAUUGGCAAAGGAUGGCUGGGCAAAAAGUCUGGUCAAGGGUUCUACACCUACAAAGGCAAGAAAAAGACCAUCAACGAGGAAGUACAAAAGUACGUCAAGGACUUUGCCACACGCGACUUGAAAUUAGACGAGAAGGAAAUCCAAGAUCGCAUCGUGAGUCGCUUUGUGAACGAAGCGGCCAAAUGCUUGGAAGACGAGAUCAUUGAAAAUCCUGUCGUUGGUGACAUUGGUCUGGUGUUCGGUACAGGCUUUGCCCCCUUCCGGGGUGGUCCGUUCCGGUACCUAGAUCAGGUCGGCGUCGCAUCGUACGUAGAUCGCAUGAACACGUUCACCGACAAGUACGGUCCGCAAUUCGAACCGUGUCAACUACUGAAGGAUUAUGCCGCAACGGACAAAAAGUUUCACAAACGGUAG